AUGCUGCUGCGUUUCCUAGCGCUCGCAGCGCUCACCUAUGCACAGAACGCGUCGCGCAUCGAAUAUAAUGUUCUGAUUGUGGGCGACGUCCACGACGACCUCGCCGCCAUCGACGAAUUGCGAGCGCGCCUCGGCCGCCAGUCGAGAAAGUACCACCUCUUACUAUGUACGGGUGAUCUGACGACGAUGCCGCACGGCAACGUCGAAGGGAGUGCCAAACCGGAAGCGACGCCACACACCAAUGCUUUCGUAAGAAAGGCCAGCGAAGCGGCGCGAGCCUUAGCGACGUUGGCACCUUUAGUGUAUUUCGUGCCCGGGGCGCUGGACCCUUUAGGACUGUAUGAAGCGGACGCCCGACUGCCCCCGGGCCAACCUAGAAAUGCCCACAACAUGGUGGAAAAAGUCACGAGCGCCUUGUGGGUCGCGGGCUGGGGAGGAGCGACGAUGCCCUUUGAAAGAGAUGCGCACGGCAAAAGACGGGCGGCGAACGAGUCGACGGCGCACCCCUGGGACGGGGGCUGGACGCAGUUUCCCUUCGACGAGCGGGAGGCGCAGCGGCGCCAGCAGCCGUGGCGGCGGAAAGUUACGAAGGUGCCCGAGAAUGAUGCUGUGAUCUUACUGACGCACGCCGGGCCCGACGGGUCGGGGACGUCGUUGGUGACGGCGCAGGACGCCGACAGCGCGGGGCCGCGUGGAAAUCAACCUUCACGCCAUCGAGCAGACGCAGUGACGCGGACAACGUUGAAAUUUGAUUUCCACGCAGGUGUGGAGCGGCCGGCGGACGUGCGCGCCCAGCCGCUGCACGCGGGCUCUAUUGCUUUAGGUGAGUUUCUGAGACAAAAGGCGACGCAGCAGCGCGUCGUGUUGCACGCUCAUGGUAGGGCCCAUGCCGCAUUAGGCGUGGCGCGCUUUGGAAGCGCGGUGGUCGUGAACCCCGGGUCGCUGCGCUACACGCGGACCUACGCGUCGGUCACGCUCGAGGAGCGGCGGAUUGGUGAAAGGACGGAGUGGCGGGUCACUCGCGCGGCCGUCGCCGACAUCUCGGACUCGAGCAACGACGCGGAGGAGCCGCCCUACGUGACGUCGCCGCACCUCGCCGCCCUGGCGUUGUCCAUGAUCGUGUUUCUGUUGGUCGCGCUCGCGGCGUCGUGCGCGCGGCCCGCCAGGCGCGUCCCGGCGCCGCCGAUGGCGUUCGCGCCGACGAAGACGCCCAAGUCGCCGCAGAUCAGUCGCGGGACUAGUGUGUGAGUUGUGAAUAAGUGUGUACGUUUAUACGGGGGGAGGGGAGCGCGGGGGGAGGGGAGCUAGCCGUUCAUGCAGCAGAGGGAGGGGAUGGCUGUCGGGAGGGGAUGGCUGUCGGGAGUGUCCAUCCUAGAAGCAGAGGACGUGCGACGGGUCGUGGCCCAGGGCCUCGAGCUUGGCGAUGGCGCUCUUGAUCAUGGGCGGCGGCCCGCAGAUCAACCAAUGCGCCCGACGUGGCCGUCGGCGCCGUGAUAGUUUGAUUACCACACAGGCACCGGAGUGUGCGCCGACCGCGAACUCAAGGACUACUUGGUAGCCAAGGGCCUCGCGACGCUCGACUCGUCGGCCUGUCGAGCGAAGGCGCCGUGCUACGAUGAUGAUACCAUCGAAGGUAGGAUCGAAGGCGCGACGAACGAUUAUUAUCCCGGUCAAACAGAGUACUCGUACUCCUACGCGAGCGACUGGCACCGCAUUUCUCAAAGAUGCGAGGACCUGGCGGUGGAGUGGGCCGUCUGCGCCAUCGAUUUUGGGAUCACUUUUGAUGAUGACUUUUUUAGGGGUCGCGACGACGACCGCCAGUCAUCCACGGACGACGGAACGCUCGCCACGUGCGGCGAGAUCCAAGGUUCAAUAGAGUUCGCGGCGUCCUGCGCAAACACGGCCAUGGUCCAGGUCUGCGCCGAGAAGUACUAUCCCUACGUCGAGUGUUUGUACGAGGCGGCGGCGAUCCACGCGAGCGACGGGGACCUGGUCUGCGUCGAGCUCGACUGCGCGGCGGCGUUGGGGGCUGAUACUUCUGAUGCGGUCGCGGCGCGGCCGGCGGCGCUCGUCGCGGUUACGUGCGCGGCGUUGGUGCUGUAUUGGGCGGCAGUGUCCGCGCGCUAG
Molecule: messenger RNA, 2127 nt
Organism: Pelagomonas calceolata
Lineage: Eukaryota; Pelagophyceae; Pelagomonadales; Pelagomonadaceae
Source: the annotation of a GenBank genome assembly